Messenger RNA from Lampris incognitus (smalleye Pacific opah), 3281 nucleotides. It is a transcript of the gene pals1b, whose product is annotated as protein associated with LIN7 1, MAGUK p55 family member b. The transcript has 15 exons. NCBI's taxonomy places the organism in Eukaryota, Metazoa, Chordata, Actinopteri, Lampriformes, Lampridae. Gene Ontology annotation, molecular function: protein binding. The record is from RefSeq and is a predicted model, not a curated record. Gene Ontology annotation, cellular component: adherens junction; plasma membrane. Bases 455 to 2437 code for a protein of 660 amino acids. Gene Ontology annotation, biological process: generation of neurons; protein localization to plasma membrane; establishment or maintenance of polarity of embryonic epithelium.
ACGUCUCCGCGCGGCGAAGUCUGAGCGCGGUCGGUCAUGUGAGGGAGGGAGGGAGAGAGAGAAGGGAAGACGGUCCGCUGCCCGUGGGUGGGGGAGAGAAAGCUCCUCUUUUAAUGAAUAAGAAACCGUUUCCAGUCCGCGUUAAAUGACGAGGGAACACUUCCUUCGGGCCCAGCCGGCUGUCUCUAAAGCGGAAAUAAAUCUGGACUAUUUGAUAAGGAAGAUCUCAUAGCAGUUUGGGGACAGGCGCACGCAAGAGCAAGAACAGGCGAAGGUUGAAUUUAAGAGAUUGCAGGACAGAUCUCAUCGAGAAGAAAAAAGGAUUACAGCAUCAGCUGGAGUGCUAUGGCCCCUGAGUUGAGGUGUCCCUGCAGCAGCCCCCCAUAGUGCUCGAGAAGAUCUCCAUAGUCGAUCUCCAUAGUGAGGUUGAGGUGUUCGCUGUACUGGGGCAGGGAUGAUCACAUCCCACAUGAAUGGCUAUGUGAGAGAGGACCCGAAGCUCGGUCCGGGCACCGGCCAGUCCAAGUUCCACAGGGAGAGGGCUGUGGACUGUCCCGGGGAGGACGGCAGCUGUGGCAAACCCUCCCGCUGCAGUGCCCAGAUGGAGAAGAUACAGCACUAUCAGGAGGAGCUGAGGAAGAGGAGGGAGGAAGAGGGCAGAGCCAAGCAUGACAUCGACCCCAACGCCUCACUGAGGCUGAAGAAACUCUCCCAGAAUCCCAAGAUUGGCAUUGACAAUCCCACCUUUGAGGAGAAGGAGAGGACUACAGAUGCUAAAGAUACCCAUGCCCAGGAUCCUGUUGUGGAGCUGGAGGAGUUGCUGCAGGCUCUGAAGUCGGUGCAGACUUGUUUGACUGAUUCCCAGAGCCAGCAAGAUGUGGAGCUCGUGCUUCAGCUACUUGCCAGGGAGGACUUCAGGAAUGCCUACACAGUCCAUACCGCCGUGUCCCAGCAGAUGAGCCGUGUUGGUCCCACCUCGCCCCUCACUGCCCAGGCACAGGGCCUCUGCCAGGAGGUGCAGAGCAUUCUCCAGUCCAGCCAACAGAAGGAUGGUUUGGAGCUCAAGGCUCUUCUCACCACUCCUCAUCUCCAGGCUCUGAUGCAGGCCCACGACAGUGUGGCAGUGCAGGAAAUGGAGGUGGAGGUUGAAGGUGUUAGCCAGUACCUGGGCGAGACGGUCAAACUGGUGCGACUGGAGAAGUCUCGCGACAUUCCUUUAGGUGCCACGGUACGAAACGAUAUGGAGAGCGUGAUCGUGAGCCGUGUGGUGAAGGGCGGGGCGGCAGAGAGGAGCGGCCUGCUCUGUGAGGGAGAUGAAAUCCUGGAGAUCAAUGGGAUCCCCGUCCGUGGGAAACAUGUCAACGAGGUUCAUGACCUGCUGCAACAAAUGCACGGCACUCUGACCUUCCUCCUUAUUCCAAGCUCUCAGACUAAACCUCUCCCACACAGACAGACUGUGAUGCAUGUGCGUGCCUACUUUGACUAUGACCCAUCCGAUGACCCCUUUGUGCCGUGUCGGGAGCUGGGCCUGUCCUUUCAGAAGGGAGACAUUCUGCAUGUCAUCAGCCAGGAUGACCCCAACUGGUGGCAGGCCUACAGAGACGGGGACGAGGAAAAUCAGCCCCUUGCCGGACUCAUCCCAGGGAAGAGCUUCCAGCAACAGAGAGAGACUUUGAAGAAGACUAUGACAGACAGGAGUCGGGAACACCAAAGGAAGGUUUGGUAUGCAAAGAAGAACAAGAAACAGGGGAAGAAAAGUCCGUAUAACUUCAACAGAAACGCUGAGUACGAUGACAUCCUGACCUAUGAGGAAAUGGCCCUCUACCACCAGCCGGCCAAUCGUAAGCGUCCCAUCGCCCUGAUUGGUCCUCCAAACAGUGGGCAGGACGAGUUACGAAGGAGGCUACUGUCUAUUGAGCCUGACAGAUUUGCCGGUGCUGUGCCACACACGACCAGGAACGCAAGGAUCCAUGAAAAGAACGGGCGCGAGUACCACUUUGUAAGCCGGGCUGCAUUUGAAGCCGACUUGGCAACAGGGAAGUUUCUCGAGUCUGGGGAAUAUGAGAAGAACCUGUAUGGCACCAGCACGGACUCGGUCCGGCACAUCAUCAAUUCCGGAAGCAUCUGUUUGCUCUGCUUGCACACCAGGUCACUGCGGGUGUUGAGGUCCUCCAAUCUCAAGCCCUUUACCAUUUUCAUUGCGCCUCCUUCUCAAGAACGACUACGCACCCUACUGGUCAAAGAGGGGAAAACACCCAAGCCCGAGGAGCUGAAGGAGGUCAUUGAGAAAGCCCGUGAGAUGGAGCAAAACUUUGGCCACUUGUUCGACGCAGCCAUCGUGAACACGGAUCCGGACACGGCCUUCCACGAUCUGCGCAGGUUGAUAGAGAAGCUGGACACUGAGCCGCAGUGGGUGCCCACCUCCUGGCUUUGCUAGAGGGCAGAGGGCUGGCGGCGGGGCGGAGGAUGAGGGACCCACCUCCCAGAGCCUCCGGACAAGGACGAGACGAAGGUAGGAGACACAAGCUGAAAGAAUGGUUUCAGAAACGAGAGAUGAACAUUUGCAACUCGUCUCUGGAGUUUCACUUUUUGCACAAGAUGGCGACCCGUUCUUCUUGUUCUUUAAAGUGCUGGCCGUUAUUACCUUGCAGGGAUGGACUUGAGUUUCUUACUGGUAUUUUUAUCCGUGUUUGUUUGCGUGGAGUGAUUUUUUUUUUUUUUCAACCAUACCGUUUUAUGUAAAGUCAUCUAUCGAAAAAGAAAUAGUGACAAUACUCCCAUCCAAAACUCUAGUUAUUUAUGAAUGUAAAUAUUUAUGUUGUAGAAAUAAAAGUCAAAUAUUCUAUUGUUACACUUCAUCUGCGUGAUACCCAAAGCAAGACGUUCAACUGGAAUAGUGCGUCAUUUGAGUACCAACCGAAAAAGGAAAAAGGGUCCUCGUGCUGCAGCUGAUAUAAAUGUGAAGUCUUCCAUUCAGACACCAAAGAGACGUCUGCUGUAUUUGGUAGUAUUUCGGGGAACCUUCCUCUCAACCAGAUUCAGUAUUAAUAUUAUUUCUGUUUCAUGUCACUGUUCAUAUCGUGCGAAAAACAUACCUCAAAAUCUCUGGUCUGUUCUUCAUUCUGUCAGUAUAAACUACUACAACAGGGGUUGUGUGUCUGUUUGUUCCACUGUUUAUGGACAGUACAUUUUAAUCGCUUAAUAUAAUCCAGCAAAUACUGUCUUUGGGUUCUUAGUCAUUCAUAUGCUCAACACUGGACAACGAUGUUAAUAAAUUCAUA